AUGGCUACCCAUGCAGAGGAAUCCCACGAUGCCAUCACCGCCGUGGACACUCCGGCCCAUGGCACAAAAAGAGAAAAGGCAGCGGACUUUCUAGCCACUGUCAAAGAGGAAGAGCGGACAUUCAGCCCAGAAGAAGAGAAGCACGUCCUUAGACGCAUUGAUCUUCGUAUCCUCCCUCUCCUGUUGGGAGCAUACUUCUUCCAACAGCUGGACAAGUCGACGCUGUCUUAUGUGUCCAUCUUUGGCCUCGUCGAGGAUGCGCAUCUACACGGCCAGCAGUACUCAUGGCUGGGGUCUAUUCUGUACCUUGCCCAGCUAGUCGUGCAGCCACUUGCAGCCUUGUUACUUGUGAAAGCUCCUACCGGCAAAGUCAUUGGAACGGCCGUGCUGUUAUGGGGAAGCUCGCUGGCCAUCAUGGCAGCGUGCACGGACUUUCCCAGUCUACUAGGGCUGCGGCUCACCUUGGGGACAUUUGAAGCUAUGAUCGCACCCUCAUGUGUGGCCGUCACACAAAUGUGGUGGCGUCGAGGCGAGCAGACCCUCCGGACAGCGAUAUGGAACGCGAUGAACGGGGUCACCUUUAUAGUCGGUAGUCUAUUCACCUACGGACUCGGCCACAUCCACAGCGACAGCCUCUACUCCUACCAAAUAAUCUUCAUGUUCUGCGGCCUCCUCACCGUCGCCUACUCAACUCUAGUCCUCCUCUUCAUGCCCGACUCCCCAAUGGAAGCCAAAUUCCUCUCCGAACGCGAAAAAGUCAUCGCCGUGGAACGUCUCCGGGCUAACCAAAUGGGCAUCAUCUCGCGGGAGUGGCGAUGGGAUCACGUCUGGGAGACAGCAUACGAUGUGAAGACGUGGCUGUGGUUUUUUCUCAUCGUGACUAUCUCAAUACCCAGCGGCGGCAUCAGCACAUUCGGCAACUUGAUCAUCAAAUCCUUCGGCUACGGAUCGUUCGAAACCAUCCUGUUCAACAUCCCUUUUGGCGUGAUUCAAGUCAUCGCCAUUUUAGGCGGAGGAUGGCUGGCUGCAAGGUUCCAGAGGAAGGGGCUCGUGAUUGCCCUGUUUGCGGGGAUUUCUGCCAUUGGGACGUUGUUGAUGGUUGUUGUGCCGAGGGAGCAGAAGGGCGUGCUUUUGUUUGGGUAUUACUUGGUCUCCUGCCUCGCGGCCAUAACGCCCCUCGUGUACGCCUGGGAAGCGCAAAACACAGCCGGCGAUACGAAGAGGAAAUGUACGUCGGCUGUGGUCAUCGGCCCCCAACUCUACUCCACCUCCCAAGCACCGCUAUAUCGACCGGGCCUUAUAUCGAAUCUUAUCCUGUUUGUGCUGGUAGCUGUUUUUGCUAUUCUCGUUAAUCUAUACCUCAUCUACCUCAAUCGGAAACAUGCAAGACGGAGAACGGAAUUGGGCAAGUCGGCUCGGAUUGUGGAUGAGUCCAUGUCUAGAAAGAAGGCGGUGGAGCAGGGGAAGGUGGUGGAGGUGGAGGAUGUGGGUGUUAAUGUCAAUGUGACGGGGGAGAGGGGGGAGGUGGAUGGUGAUAAGGGAUUUUCGGAUACGACGGACUUGAAGAACGAGGAUUUUAUUUUUGUUUAUUAA
Molecule: messenger RNA, 1593 nt
Organism: Aspergillus eucalypticola CBS 122712
Lineage: Eukaryota; Fungi; Ascomycota; Eurotiomycetes; Eurotiales; Aspergillaceae
Product: putative MFS transporter
Exons: 8
Coding region: 1-1593 (530 amino acids)
Biological process (GO): transmembrane transport
Cellular component (GO): membrane
Molecular function (GO): transmembrane transporter activity
Source: RefSeq, a predicted model, not a curated record